GGGCUGCACGACAACAUGGCGGGGUAGCUACUGCAGAUAGCAAACGGAGUGACUCGAUGUUGUUUUAGGAUAAGACGAUAACAUGGAGUCCAUUGAUUUGGAGAGCGAGGACCCUCCUAGCUCACUAUCUGGAUAUGCCAAUGGCGAGAUCAUGACCUUGGAGAUCUCAGACGUCUCUCCAGACUUGCUUGUUCUCGAGGUAAAGGACAGCAACCUACCUGAAAGUAUCCAUGGCAGCCUGGACAUGGAGAUGAAUGCUGACUUUCAUGAGGAUGAUGAUGAUGGGCAUGGUUUUGCAAAUGUGGAACUCCAGUUCUUUCCCUGUGAUGCCUGCGAAGCCUCCUUCACUAGCGAACCGGAGCUGGAGCAGCACUUGAUAAGCGCUCACUCAAUAUGUGAUGUAGCAAGUGAGCGAGGAAGACAGAAGGCCAAGUCAAUGGAAACAGAAGGUGUCUCACCCCUGCACACCUGCAUGACUUGUGGGAAGGUGUUCAAAUAUCUAACUUCAUUCCGAAAACAUGAGGAAACUCAUAUCAAAGCCCUGUACACCUGCAAGACUUGUGGGAAGGAGUUUAAAUACCUAACUUCAUUUACAAAGCACCAGGACACUCACGUUGUACCAAGAACGAGAGGAAGAAGAAAGGGUAAGUCGAUCAAAGCAGUUGGCCUAAGUGUCAAUAAGAAAAUGAAAGGCCUUCACACCUGCAAGCACUGUGGUAAGGAGUUCAAAUACGUAACUUCUUUCAUAAAGCACGAGAAGACUCACAGGAUCACGAUAACCAAAAGAAGCCAAAAAAAACAGAGGAAACUUUCAACUUCCAAGAUUAUUAUACGUCUUGAAGGCAAUAGGAAAGAUGCCACAGAAACUCAUGUAAGGGCCAACAAGAAAAACAGGAAGAACAGCGAAGAUACUAAGGAUCAGAAUGAUCAGGAUGCAUGUAUUUUAAUAUCUUCUGCAGUACAGCAAACGCCUGACACUAAACGUUCUCCUCCAUUUCCUUGUCUGGAUUGUGGGAAGAUUUUUAAGUUUUUCAAAUCUUACCAAAAACACCAGAAAAGACAUGCUUGGGCACAGGGCAAAAGUGAAGGAGUGCCUCCUAAACAGAAGCACGGACCAGAAGCGAAAGAAAAUAUUAGAUGUCCGGUUUGUGGUAGAGCAUUCAACAAGCAAACAACUCGCACCAAGCACCAGAACAUUUAUCAUCUGAAAAAUAACUUGCAUAAAAACACAAAUGCUUUAACGUGCUGUGAAUGUGACCGCCAUUUUGAAAAGGCAGAUCUUUUCCAAAAGCAUAAGUGUUUCCACCUGCGUAAGCAUGUAAAGGCUUUCAUAGAGGCAGGUAGGGUGAGCCAAGAUGGGGAUGUUUUCUAUUGUCAACUCUGUGUCCUACACCUCACCAGUGGACUGGAGUUUGAGAAUCAUGCCAGGGACAUACACCCGGACCAGUACCGCAAAAUCCUUAAAGCGGUUGGCAAUAUCAUUAAAGACACCUUGAAAGGCUUGCAGACACGAAGGGUUGACAAUCAGUCAACAAGUCAGGAGGAACCUGAAAUAGACUUUAACAGUGUAGGAGAGACGGAGGAAGAUGGAUCGAGACAAUUCAUUUGCAAGAAUUGUGGGGAAUAUUUCAUAUAUCGCGUUUCGUUUACAUUUUGCGGGAAGUGUUUAAAGGAUCGCAAAGACCGCAGGAAAGCAUCCAAGGUGUACCACUGCGAGGAAUGUGGCCAACACUUUGGCCGAAAGGAUCACCUGAAGCGCCACAGCUAUUCUCAUUCUGGCAGUUCCUUUGUCUGUUCCGAUUGUGGUGUUAAAUUCAGGGAUCCGGGAGAGUUGCGUACACAUGAAAAGACUCAUCAGGUGAGAAACCACGCCUGCCAGCAGUGUGGGAAGCGGUUUGAACAAGAAGAGGAACUGAUGUUGCAUCGUGAAGUUGCUCAUCCAGAACCAGGCGGUUAUACAUGCCACCGGUGCGGCAAGACAUUUAGUACAGUAAAAAAUCUGGGAAAACACAGAAUGAUCCAUUCGAAUAAAACUCCCCAUGUCUGUUCAAAUUGCGGUACGAAGUUCAAGAGGCGAGAGCACCUGAGGCGGCAUGAGAGCCUGCACACCAACGAGAAACCUCACCUUUGUCAUUGUUGUGGGGAUACAUUCGGGCGGAAGGAGGACCUUAACACCCACCUCGGUAAAAUGCACAUCAUAUCAAGACAUUUUCUUUGUAAAGCUUGUGGGACAAGUUUCAAGGACCGUAACGCUCUCAGGAGACAUAGGUAUCACGCUCACACUAAGGCUGGCAAGGUGUUCCAAUGUGAGGCGUGUGGCCUAAGCUUCGGUCGGGCGGAUCAUCUGAAGCGCCACCAGCACACACAUUCCACUGAAAGACCCUUCUCAUGCUCAAUGUGUUACAAAGUAUUCCACCGGGCGGACAACCUCAAGAAGCAUGAAAGAAAUCACAGGAACAAGUGGUUGGAAUACCUGAACACUCACCGCCACAAAACGCCCAAGCAGGAGAGCAGAUUUUCUGAGAGCUCCAAGUGGAAACUGCGUCGAUCUGAAGCAUCUGCCCUACUAAAGCUCAUCCAGAGUCACUCCAAGCAGCAGCAACAUACCUGCUACGUUUGUAAAAAGACUUUCAGAGGAAUUUACUAUCUAAAGAGGCACCGUCUACUAAACUGCUGUGUACAAAGAAAUAAAAUGAUGGAUUCAUUCCGAUAUGGAACUGUUAAAUAACCUACUUUGGGGUUGAUAACCUGACAGAUUUAGAAGUGAAACUUCAUUUUAUUUUGUAGAACUCGUUGGUGUGUUUUUGUAUAUAGUGAGCUGUAGAGCUGGGACGAUAAACUGAAAAUGAUCAACACUGACCGCACCGAUCGCUUAUCGCAUGCAUUUAGCUGAUAUCGUUCAUUAAGAUAAGUAGCCUAUACUAGAGAAAUGUGACAUUUGAAAUUAAAUACGUUUGCUAAUAUGGGUGAUUGUUAAUGGGACAAUUGAUGGUUACAACCAUCAAACUAGUAGUACUAAACGAUCAUUUAAAAAAAAAAAAACGGUGGUCCACAUCGUUAUAAACUUGUUGUGCGAUUUUAUCGUUAUUGCAUCAAUUCAGGCAAUUUAUCGUGAUAUGGAUUUUUUUGUCCAUAUCGCCCAGCUCUAGUGAGCUAUGGCUUGCUGUAUCUUGUAUUGUCAUGCAUUUUCACAAAGAAAAUUAUAACAUCAAAAAUAUUUAUUUUGUUAUCUUGUUUCCUAUAUCAUAUACCCCCCCCCCCCAUUCAUAUCUCCAAAUAUCCUUCAACAUACUGGUAUUGUUAUUGUAGCAGUUAGGAAGCUUGCAUGCAUACUUUGUAGUAUAGUUCUUACUCUUUUGUAUUACUUUGAAAGUGAACAAUGAAACACAUGUCGAUUACAUACAAAAAAAAUAUGGUGUAAUAAAGAGGAAUCACUAUCCUUUCUGUUCCAAAGUGUCCACAUGGUGGAGAUCACGGAGCAUUGUUGUGGCCCAUGCUUCUAUAUUAAGGAAACAUUAGUCUAGGAUGGUAUUGUGUUCAUCCCUCACCAUCCACAAAUCUGGCAUGUCACAAUAUCUUUGUUUUUCCCCUCUUAAAAAAACUAGUACAAGGGCACAGAAAAUGUCCCCAAAAAGUAAGGAUACAUAUUUUCCUGUGAAUAAACACGUUAUAUUCCAGGAAUAAAGAUCCUGUGAAAAGCCAAAGAUUUAAAUGGCUUUACUUACAAUAUGUUGCCACUAUGACAUGUUUGAUUAAAAAAAUAUAUAAUAAUAGCAGUCU
This is a messenger RNA of Salvelinus namaycush (lake trout), 3780 nucleotides long. RefSeq names its product zinc finger protein 709-like. The record is from RefSeq and is a predicted model, not a curated record. The transcript is spliced from 3 exons. Gene Ontology annotation, cellular component: nucleus. Gene Ontology annotation, biological process: regulation of transcription by RNA polymerase II. Bases 83 to 2728 code for a protein of 881 amino acids. Gene Ontology annotation, molecular function: DNA-binding transcription factor activity, RNA polymerase II-specific; RNA polymerase II transcription regulatory region sequence-specific DNA binding. NCBI's taxonomy places the organism in Eukaryota, Metazoa, Chordata, Actinopteri, Salmoniformes, Salmonidae.